Messenger RNA from Uranotaenia lowii, 6834 nucleotides. Its product is annotated as microtubule-associated protein futsch-like. The transcript is spliced from 3 exons. NCBI's taxonomy places the organism in Eukaryota, Metazoa, Arthropoda, Insecta, Diptera, Culicidae. Bases 46 to 6834 code for a protein of 2262 amino acids. The record is from RefSeq and is a predicted model, not a curated record.
CACGAGGCACAGGACUUCGGCCGGAAGCGGGAGAUCCGGGCGCAUAUGUACAAACUCCGCGAGGAGCGACUGAAGGCACUGUACGACCAGGUGGAAACUCCGAUUUCCAUCCCCACCAUCGGCUUCAUCAUGGAGAACACCAACACCAAAUUCGGCAUCACGGCUAAGUCAACGGGCGCAAGUCACGGAGACUCCCUAGCCGACCACAGCUUCGAAAGUUUCAAGACCAAGGAGAUUCGGGACUCCGAGAGUCCCACCAGGUUUGGAACAGUCAUCCCAUCGGACAACAGUGGCUGGAACAUAACGACUUCAGAGGAACUGAGCACCGAUGGCAAAACACACACCGUCCGUAGUACCGCCACUACCGAAGGAACUAAAGACAUCAAAGAUGGGCGAACCUCAUUCGCCGGUAGGAAUGAGGAAGCGCACAGCGAACGUAUGGACGGGGAUGAUAAGAACUUUGUGCACAGCAAAGGCGAUCAGUCGUCUACGUAUCUCGCCGAAAAUACUGUGAUCGAGGGGGACGAUGGUUGUAAAAUUCAGAAGAAAUCCUCGUCCGUCACUACAUCUUCUUCGAGAGUGAUUCGGUCUCAUCAAACUACUUCCAACGACGAUAUGGACUUCGCACCCAUCAAAGAAUUCAGUGGCGCUAAUUCGAGUAUUAAAGAGUCGAACAGUCAAAAAACCACUACUUCCAGCAGUACUCGAGAAGAGAAGCUCAGCUCCAGCCAACAGAGUCAGGAAGUUGAUGGAAACAUAGCUAGCAAGCCGUUGUCCAGAGACCCGGAUCGUGUUAGUGAAGCCUUCAAACUUCUUGAACAACCUGGACAAAUCCUGUCGAAAGAUGUUGUAAUGAUCAAUCCUACCACGAAACAGAUCACCAUUACCAAGAAAUUGGACGACGGAACAACAGUCACGACCCGUUCUUUCGAAAAAACUGGACAAGUAGAAACACAGCACAUGGCGUCUUCCUCCUCCACUUCGACAACUGUGAGCAAGUCUCAAAGCCGACGAGAAUCGGAAGCGUCCACAUUUCACAAGCAAGACGAAAUCGAAAACCGAAACACUAAACGAGAUAUCUCCGAUAAAAUAACUAACCAGCAAUUCAUCCUAGAUGAACGUGCUGAUCGGGAACGAAGCGAACACGUUGAAACGUCACAAAGCACCGCACAGCAUAAGAUUUCGGUGGACAUGAGUGCUGCUCAUGAUUCGUUUGCUCGCUCGCUACGCUGCGUUUCACCAACUGGAAGCGUACGAUCAGUCCGCUCUACUUCAACCACAGGUCGAUCAAGCGUAAGUCCCGAUAAGUCCCGACGUGAUCGACGAUCUCCAUCCCGAGACUCCGAUACUAGUCGUUUCAGUUCCCACACUACUACCCGAACAAGUCGUUCGGAGCUGUCCAAUCGCGACUACAUGAAGCCAACUAUCACAUCCGAACGUAAGCAAUCGACGUUCAAGGAAUCUUCGACCCAGGAAUCAACCUUCAACAACGACAGCUACGAUAGCGUUGAAAGAACAACGUCUCAGAAAGAGCGAUCUGCUAGUCCCAAAAAAGUUCCACAAAACACCCCGGAUAUGACCCCUAGAGGACCUUCCCCGGACAAGUUGUCACGCCAUGCUUCUCCGAGCAAAACACCAAAAGAAGGUUCUCCGUUCUGUUCCGUUGAUAUGCCAGAAUCAAAACCCACGGUAAAACGAGAUAUCUACGCGCAACUGAUUCGCGAAAGCUCGUCCGAUAAGUUCGAUGUCGAUACAACGAUUACAGUUUCAACAAGCGGCAAAUCUCAGCGUCAAAUCCGUGAAGACGUUGAGGUGUUCGACACCAGCAAACAAAUCACCGACCUGGACGACAUCACUGUUAAUGUCAAACUGGAGAACGUAACCGACGACAUUGAGGUUACUACAACAGUUGAAGAAGUAGACGUGGAUAGCAAGGAUGUUAAGAAGACAACUGGCAAGCAAAAGCCACCGCUGCGGCGAACUGAGACGUUCGAAGAACGCUGUCGCAAAAUACUCGGCAUGGGCGAUAAAACGGACAGUGUAGAAAAGGGAGAGGAGAACAAAAACAGUAUCUUCAGCACGUAUGACAACACGAUAACGCGUACUUCCGAGAUGCGUGAGAAGCGUAAGAAGAUUGAACAGGAAGUCAAAACUAUUGAAACCGAAGCGAUGAAAUCUGCUCGUAGAGCAAGUGAGUUCAUCAACAGCGAACGUCGAACUUCUUCCAAAAAUAUUUCUCCAACCAGAAGACCUUCGGAAGCUAUGAAAGAGACGUCUCCAGUAAGAAAAGUUUCCAAAGAACCAUCUCCAGUUAAAUCCACAUCUCCGAUGAGGAAGCACUCUCAACCUUCUCCUGAACGUCGUCCUGUACAGUCCGUUAAGGAACCGUCACCCGUUCGGAAGUAUUCUCAACCUUCACCCGAACGCCGUCUCAAAGAAGAACGUCCCAAGGAACAAUCCCCGGUUCGUAAGCAAUCGCAUCCAUCUCCAGAUCGUCGCAUGAAGGAAGAUUCUCCGAGUAGAAAGUUAUCGGAAGUUCAUCGUUGUUCUCGUUCUCAUGAGCGCUCGCCAACACCGACGGAAAAAUCUCCGACCCGAAAGACCUCGAAUUCGAUCCAACAAGAUACCAGUCCGAUUCGCAAGAUUUCCGGUUCACCUACCAGGAAAACUUCGCAAACGGAAACUAUCGUCACGAAAUCCACCUCCACUUCCAAGGCGGACAUUCUCGUAAGCCAGAAGAAAGAAGGCAAGAACCUCUCGAUAACCGAAAUCACUAUUCAACCGGUGAUCGAGACGAAAAAGUCCGAUAAAAUCCUCACCAAGCAGACCUCGGACAACAGGUUUGAGAGACGUUCUACCAGUAGCAAGGUCGUCACCAACAAAAGUUCUUCCGAUUUCGAUGUUAAGCGUCGAGCUGCAUUGGAUAAGACCGAAUCGGUUAGUGACCGAACCAGUCGAAUCACCGGAAAAACUCGUACACCGGCUACCAGUCCUGAUAAACGUCGACCUCAGGACGUUAGUCCAACUAAGCAGGACAAGACCAAGAACCAUAUUACAGUGGCUAAAAUUAAAAUUGAGCCCGUUCGCAAACCGAUCCACGCUAAGGUUAUUGUUGAAGAUCGUUCGAAUCGAGCUACGUCGAAAGCUACCGCCAAAACUACUAGGAAAUUCGUGGAAGAUUUGGUUGUUGAAUCUGAUAAAGAUACCGGCAUCUCCGAGAACGAGUAUGACGACGAUAUGGUGACAACUGUUAAAACCACGACCACUACAGUGACAACGACCAAGAAACAUCCAGUGUCUGAGCGCAAAGAUUCAGGUCCCAUGAAUAAGACAUCUAGAUUAACUAGUCGAAUUUCGAACGAAAAUAUUCUGAAAUCGAACAACGUUGCUGCUAGUACCAAUAAACGGUCCUCGCUUACGACAAAGUCUUCAACGGUCACCAAUACGGCAAGCUCAACUAGAAGAACAUCUUCGGAUCGUCCGGUCAAAUGCAUCACCACCAAGACCAUCAACCUCUCGACGAAGCCGAUGAUCGAAUCGGACAAUCUAGACAACGUUGUCAUAGACAUCCAGCAGGCGAAAUCAUCCCGGGAACCUACCCCUAAUAAGCUGAUCCCAAUCCCAGUAUCCCCUGAAGAGGACACCGGAAAGCCUCGGUUCCCGGACACCGUUCAGGAACCGGACGACGAACCCAAACCGGCUCCCAAGGUGAACAACAUUCCCAUUUUCGAGGAAGCAACGAACGACUACAUCGGCUGUGAAAUUACCGAAGUGGAAGACCAGGAAGUGCGAGCUGCUCGGGCAAUGCGCAUCACCAACCUGGAUCGGGUUACCGAGGACGAUGAAUCGCUGCUCAGCGUGACGGAAAAGGUUUCCAAGUUCGCCGAGGAAGCUAAUCGGUUGAAUGAUGUCUUAGGGAAGACACCGAACCGGUUCGUGCGACAGGAGUUCGACGAUUUGGAUGAACACUUGAAGUCGGACGAGUGCUUGCUGAGUGUAUCGGAUAAGGUGACGAAGUUCAUUUCGACCGCUGAGGAGGUGAAGAAGAUCAAAACUUCCGGGCCGUUUGUUCCAGAGUGUAAGGUGACCAUUGACGUGACUGAAUCGGAUGAGUGUUUGCUAAGUGUCAAUGAUAAGAUUUCAAAGUUCGCACAUGGUGCGAAUACGACGUCUGAAAUGAACACUUCAAGUGUUAGUGUUACGGUAGAUGACGUAGACCGAAGCAUGGUUGAAGUUGACGACGAAUCUUUGUUGAGUGUUUCGGAAAAGAAGAAGAAGUUCAUUUCGGCGGCAGGUACUCCGCAGAAAUCGCCGGAACUGGUUAAGAAUGUUAUGAAACAAACAACACGACACGAGCGAGUCGUGGAUGAAGAUUCGGAAGAUCAGAAGGCAAACAUAACCGAGAGAUACACUACGGCUACACUGACUAAGCCUCGGGAGAAGGUAACGCAAAAUGUUGGACUCCGGAGCACCGAAGCGGUUAAGAAGGCUAAACAAAUCUUCGAAACAGGUAACAAGGCUGCAGCGUCUGAGCUGGCGAAGCAGAAAGAUAUACUGAGCCGUCCAUCUAUCUGGGAAGAUCGUCGCAAGAAAGAACAGACAACGGUGACGGAAGAGAAGCAAACAACUGUGCAGGAGACAAACAAGAAAGACGUUAAGUUGACGGAUAUUGGUGUUUUCAAGAAAGCGGAAGACGUUGAACCGAAAGACGCUUCCAAGGGACGUCGCGAUAGCGGAACGAACAAGACUCCAGCUUACAUACGGGACACGGUUUCAAAUAAGAAAGAUUUGUUCGAAAAGAGGAUCUCUUCGUCGAAGCUGGAAACCUCCGAGGUAGCAAAAUCGAAGUCUGUUCAGGAGGACGCUCAAACCAAUGUGAAGCGAUCCUCAAUCACGGAGAAAUACGAACGCUCCAUCUCGAAGGAGAUGCCAGCUCCGGGAAAUAAACCUUCCUACAUGAGUCACACGGUUUGUUCGCUGGAGCACAUCAAUUCCGGUCGCCGUGAGUCGGUUGAUCAAACGCAAAGAUCGGGUAAGAUUGAGGAGCAGCAGCAAACGCAGCAGGAAACGGUGAAAAGCACUAACAAAUUCGGAGUUGAGUUGAAGCGAAUGGAUUCGGGUCGUAAUGUGGGCUCCAAUACAGCUACGCUGAGACGCAAGAGUUCGGUUGAUACCACUGUUAUUGAGGAAAUAUUUGAUCUGGAAACGUUGGAGAAAAUGUUGGAAGCUGUUACUGGUUAUGAACAGAGAAGGCGCAUUCGAGCUCAGAUUCGUUUGGCAAAGAAGAUGGGAGAGAAGUCUACGACGACUACCACAACUACAACUACAACAACGGUUAAAAUGAAUGGUAGAGUGAGAGAUGUCAGCCCCAAAAGAAAAACGGAAGUCAGUCCCACACGAGCUAUGCGGAAAAUAUCUCAAGACGUAGAAAUUAAGUUGGUGGAGAAGCAAUCGGAACCAGUUCAGCGAAGCGUCAGUCCGUCGAAGGCCAAGCCUACGAUGAAUGGAAAAGCUACUACUACGACUACUUCAACAAUCACCACGAAGACUCAAAAAGUUGCAGAAAAGGCACCGCAGAAGGACGUCACUGACAAACCAAUCUGGGCAACGACCAACAUUCUGAAGAAGGCCUCAGAAACUACUCGCACCUUCAAAACGAACUCAACGGUCACCUCCACCAAGAAACCAACGAACACAAUAAUGCGGGAGGUACCGAAAGAAACCAAGCCUACGGAUUGCAUCACAUCCAGCUACGGCGUCGGGCCAACCGAUGAGAAUGGUCUGCCACUGUUCGGUAUUCGCGCGUUGAAGAAGAAACCGGCAGCACCGGCAGCAGCCGACAUGGAAACCUCGUCCAAAAUCAGCGGCUCGUUCAUGUCAGAGACGCUGUACUCGGAAAACGGAGGCCCAGCCGUUGGAGAACGCAAAACCAUGCUGUAUUCUUCGGACGCUAAGGAUUUUGAUGACUUAAGGAUGGAAGGAGGCAACAGGAAAUUGUCUGAUGUACGUGAUAAGCUGUUGGAAAGGGAGAACUCUCGCAAAGGCCUAAUCUCGGUGACUAAGACGGAGAAAAUUAGCAAUGGAGGUAGUCAUGUAACGACUGAAGUGGGAAUCUUGGACGAUGGAGCACCUCGAGAUGGUAAAGUCGUUCGGAAAGGAUCGGUUAAGGAGCUGACCGAACGUUUUGUGCACAAAGAAUCCUCUUCGUCAUUGCUUUCGGAGAAAACUUACCCAAAAGCCGGAUUGAUCUUGAGAUCGACUCAGAGCCAUUCCAGUCGAUCGUCAACACCCUGUGAAAUCAGCUCGGUUCGAUCGGGAUCGGUGGAGUUUGACGAGAACGAUUUGGAACUGAGGUCUUCAGGUUCGAAGUCGACGGUUCGUGAGAGCUUGUUAACGUCUAGUUGGAGUGGUGAUCAGAAAAACGAAGACGAGGACGGUGUCGUGUUCCGAAAGAGCUCCAGUUCUAGCUCGAGCCGACAAACCAGAUCAUUCCUCAACGACAGCAGCCGAGUGUCCGGUGUUCAGGACGUUUUGGAUCGGAUGCGGAAUGCCGAUAAUGUCGAAGAAACCGGUGAUUCGGUCGAGGAUCGGGAAGCUCGAGCCCUGCUAAACAAGUUCCUCGGUGCUUCGGUAUUGAUGAGCGGCAUGGAGUCGAUGGUGGCGAGCAGGGGAGAGGAAUCGUCGUCGAUUGAAGGUAGUUCGAUGCCCGGCGUGAAAACGGUAAGUCAUAAAAAGCAAUUUUCACACAUUUUUAAGUCACUUUCGAUUACCGAAAACCUCAAGAUGCGUCAUCCAGAUGCGAAUAAUUCGGAAGGACAGCACCCCGGGUUCUAA